CGCCAAUCAGAAUCCUCCAUAUUCACGUUCACGACAAGCGCAAUAAGAAACCAAGGCAGCGCGAACCAUGGGCGCCGGGCCAUCCCUGGGCAAGUUCCUCAAGAGCAUGGACGACGACGAACUCGCCAAGCUCGUUGAGAAUGUCUACAAACUCGAGCCGCAACGAAUGGAAAAGAUGUUUGCGCAGGCCAAGCAGCGCUACUAUGAAGAAACCGGAGAGCAGCAGCCUCGGGAUGCCGACGUGAUAGACGCAGCCGCUGCGUUGAGCUUAUCUGCUUCACUGUUGCAGCAUUCAUUGCACUCGUCUUCUGCUCCACCACCAUUAAGUGAGAUGCUGCCGCCACCUUCGACCACAGUAGCGUCGUCUGCUCGUGAAACGAAAACAGCACCGAACACGGAAGAGAUUGUCAAUCCCAGUCCAGUUGCUGGAGAUAAAGACCAGAUGAACGCUCUUUGGACUUUUGAAGGACAUGUUCUUCGCAAGAUGCAGGAGGCUGACAAGAACCCGCAGAAUGGUGGAAUGAUGGAACUUUUGAGCAAGAAUGGCGGUGGAGCUGAUUCAUCGACUGGAGCUGGUACGCUGCGUCAGCGCGAACUUGACGCAGAUGGAUAUCCCGUCAUGUAUGGCAGCUGUGGUCGUGAUAAGCGAUACAAUCGCUGCACCGUGUGCUACUACCGUGGUCUCCGCUGCAACACCGAUCACUAUUGUGCAUGUUGCCAAAAAGCUGUAUGCAUUCGACCUCGGAUAUACCCGGGCGAAGAACACCCAAAGAUCUGCUGGAAUGUGCUACACAUGGACAAGGAGCUCGUUAAACGCGUGCAAAAGAAGAAGAAACGCAAGGCUUCUUCUUCUGCAUCAGCAUCGGGGCGAGUGACGCGUCAGAAGAGUGUCGAAUCAUUCAUAGUCCUUAGACCUACCAGCCAAAAUGCCGUAGUGCCAGACGUGAGCGGUGCUGUUGCCUUGUAAUAAUUUCUGAUGACAAAUAAUUGCAUGGUUGGCCCAAUUUUGACAGAAGACAGGCAGAACGAUGCUGAAGACAGCAUUUUUGUUUGUUUACCAGGACGGAGAGCAAAAAAGUAGUAUGCAGGCAGCUGAUGGCGCGGAGAAAACUUGAAGUAUGCUGAAGGCCACGACGUCGAAGAGUAUUGCACUUGCCAGAAGGAGAAGACGUGAAGGCCUUGCGAAUGUCAAGAUGAGAAGCUUUCAAGGGCUGCGGAUCAGUAUCGUGGAGGAGGACGGCGAGAGUUGUCCCGUGGUUGGAAGUCACGACCACGCUGUGGCGGCGGGCCUCGGUCUCGGAACGAUCGGUCUCGAUCUCCACCUGGAGGUGGGCCUCUCUCGCGAUUCCGACCGCGAUCGCGGCUGCGAUCUCUCGGACGCGGGUUCCAGCCACCUGAAUCAGCACCAGGGCCAUGCAUAGGACCAGGAGCAGGACCAGGGCCAGGGCCAGGACCAGGACCAGGACCAGCGCAGUUGCCGGCAGGGAACUGGUAGGCUUUGGAAAAGGAUAUACGCAUGUGCGAGUCCGGGUACGCCAUAUUGUCCAGUCGGAGGAGUGCCAUGAUAGCUUCAUCCAGAGAGCCCAUCUCAAUCAGCGCCAUCUUGGUGUUAUUCUGCAAGAAAUGGAAGUUCUUCACCAAGCCAUACUGCGCGAAAAGGUCGACAAGGGCGUUCUGGUUGCGCUGCAGUUCCAUCGGAAUCCCAGAAAUGUGAAGCAGCGGACAGGGCGAGACAGCCUCCUGCGGACUGCGGCGUCGGUAGCGGUGCAGCGGCGAGUUCGAAAAGUCGAGCGUAUUCUCAAUCUCGAAGCGGUCCGCAUCUGCGUGUGGCAUCGACACACUUGUGUGCUUCGAGUAAUCCACACGUAACUUCUUGCCGAAAACGUAUACGCCAUCCAAGUGAUCCAACGCCGAGGUCGACUAUCAAAGCACAACAGUUCCAGUGAGUGAUCACAACUGGGUCAGUUUGGUUACGAACAAGCGUCGAGCUUACAUGAACUUCAUCAACGAAUUGGAUCAGCGCUGUGUCCCGCUUGCGGAACAUGAUCUUGAUACGGAGAACGUCGCCAAAGCAGCCAAAGAGCGUAAAAAUGCGGUGUGGACUCUGUCAUGAAGCAAUUUUCAGCAUCGAGUAGCAAUGGAAACAACAGUGAAAGUCCAGACACUUACAAUCAGUUCGCGAUCAAUAUUGCUGCAAAUCAACGCAGGAGAAGGUCGGGUAUCACCUCGUAUGGCUCGCCCUGUCGAAUGUAGCGGUAACUGACGCCCACCACGAACAUCACGAGGUCUGUCCAUACUCGGAGGACGUUCUUCGAAUCGUGACGGUGGGUUACGAGUAUCACGCAUGUCCGGAGCAUAUUGGUCACCACGUCCAACGUUAGGAACAUUCGCAGGUCCGCGGUAGUCGAACUCAUCACGACGUGGAGACGGUUUACUGUAUCCGCUAUCUCGAGGAGCGUCUCGACGGUCAGAAGAAGUGGGGGUCACGGGCUCGGGGUCAUUGCGAUCAUCUUCUCCACGCCCUGGGCCUGGAGGGAGAUUAGGAUUCGUGUAAUCGCGCGAUCGGUCGUCGUUGUAACGCACACGAAGCUCCGGGUGACGUGAAAACACGAUGCUCAACUGGU
Messenger RNA from Phytophthora nicotianae INRA-310, 2624 nucleotides. RefSeq lists its product as hypothetical. The record is from RefSeq and is a predicted model, not a curated record. The transcript is spliced from 3 exons. Lineage: Eukaryota; Oomycota; Peronosporomycetes; Peronosporales; Peronosporaceae. The coding region runs from base 68 to 967 and encodes 299 amino acids.